Acaulospora morrowiae is the source of this 233-nucleotide messenger RNA. The record is from the annotation of a GenBank genome assembly. NCBI's taxonomy places the organism in Eukaryota, Fungi, Glomeromycota, Glomeromycetes, Diversisporales, Acaulosporaceae.
UGACUUCGGUAUUAAGCAACCAAGAAAUAGUUGACUGCAUAAAAAAUUACGAUGAUCCCACUUUAGGUGCAUCGAAACUUGUGGAUCUUGCAGAUGAGCUCGGAUCGGAAGACAACAUGACUGCCAUGGUGGUGCGUCUGCCAGGAUGGGGAUCUCCCAUGCCAGAUCACACCAAAGAUUUAAGGAAAUACCGAUUGGACAAUGAUACCCGUACCAGUAAUAGGCGGACGUGA